AUGGCAGCUCGCGAAGGAGCAAUUUUGGCGGUGGAAGGGGAUUUUAAUAAUGCAAUUUUUGAGAGUGAUUCUCUCCAGAUCGUGUCAGCAAUCCAAAGUUCUUCUGUUGAUAGGUCCAAUGUGGGCCCAGUGGUGGAAGACACUAAGGCACUGCUAACCCAGAUCACUGGGGAUGGUUUUACCCAUAUCCGUCGGGUUGCAAAUGGAGCGGCUCAUCGUCUGGCACGUUAUGCUUCCCAUACUGGCACUAUGACUACUUGGUUUGAAGAACCGCCAGAUCUUCUAGUUGAUGUCCUGUACGAGGAGUGUAACUUGUAG
Messenger RNA from Prunus armeniaca (apricot), 318 nucleotides. Lineage: Eukaryota; Viridiplantae; Streptophyta; Magnoliopsida; Rosales; Rosaceae. The record is from the annotation of a GenBank genome assembly.